AGCAGGAAGCAGGAAGAAGAAACCGUUUAACGGAAAGCAGAGCGACGUUCAGAGCCGUAAACCAACGCAGCGUCGCGUUGCCAUGGUGAAGCUGAGGGCCAGGUGUCUGCUCGUCGGAGAUGCUGCAGUGGGGAAAAGUGCCCUUUCCCACAUAUUCCACAGUGACGGGACUCUCUUCCAGAAGAACUACAGCAUGACAGCCGGAGUGGAGCUUCUGAUGAAGUGCGUCAACAUCCCAGAGACCAGCGACAGCGUGGAGCUCUACAUCAUAGACUCUGCAGGGAAGCAGACAUUAGUGGACUCCUGCGAGAAAAUGUGGGGUGAGCCGUCGUUGCUCUGUCUGGUGUUCGAUCUGACCAGCGAGCCGUCUUUUGCCAACUGCAGCCACUGGAUGGAGAGAGUCCGAGCCCACUGCGGAGGUCUCCAGCUUCCAGGCGUCCUGGUGGGAAACAAGUCCGACCUGUCUUCCAGAAGGGGGGUCGAGGCGUCCGUGGCCCAGGAAUGGGCCCAGAGCCAGGGGUUGGAGUACCACGAGACAUCGGCUAAGGAGAUGGAGAACUGUGAGGCGCCGCUCCUGGCUUUAGCCCGAGCCUUCCACGCUCUCUACCAAGAACGUCGGGAGACCAUCCAGAACCUGAGUCCAGGAUAGACCCACCUGGAUUCUGAUUGGCUUGUUCAGAAUGAUAUUUUAACCACGAAUAAAGUUGUUUUUCUAUGAUUUCGUUGUGUCUUUAUCUGUCUCUCUCUCUCUCUCUCUCUCUCUCUGUUGCCUCCCCAUCGCGUCAUUUCCGUCGUGUCUCCUUGCGGCGGCGCUAACAACCAGUAAUCACUGUUCUAAUUAGCCGUCUCCCAUUAAAACCAGGUCAAAGCCGUGUCCUUGUUCUCUCAGACCAGCUGCCACCGUUCAAAUGAGGGCGCGCUCGUUUCCAGGCCAGACACAAUGUUGGUUUUUUUUUCAUAUCAUUGAGCGCUGCGUCACAGUCGUAAAACAAGCCUCCGUCCUCUAUAGUGACAUUCAGUCCCUGAGUUUGAUUUAUUUUCUUUACCAGCCUGACAUUUGUUGAGAAAUGUAGGACAUUUAUUAAAACCACAGCCGUUAUUCACAAAUAAAGAGGUCACGAUACCAAUCUUUCCCUUUUAAACGUCCCAAAGUUACCAGCCAAAACUUCUAAAUGUUCCUUUUCUUCGGUAUCAUCAUCUAUAGUGGUUUAAAUGAUAAUAUAAAUAACUGUGUUUGUAUUUAAAUACUCUCUUUACCAAUAAACCUCCGUUAGCGCCGUUGUUUAACCACAGGUGUGUAUUACUAGUUUGCACAUGCUCAGUAGGGAUCAGACAGGAUGUACAGAUCAGCAGCGAUUGACACGUGUUCAUGCUGUGGAGCAUAAAUGAGCUGAUAGAUGAUGAAACAGCAUUCUUGAUACUGGUAUCGGACCAACUCUAUUCUAGAUUUAAAGGAUUAUAACAGGAAAGAAAACAGAUUUGUAAGGAGGUUGUAAAUGUUGUAAAUGUUAUUGAAGAACAAUGUUUUCGUAUUCCUUGAGGAUCGUUCUUCUCUUUCUUGCUGUCUUCAUUGUUUCUGUGUCUGCAGGUGUGUUUGGUUGUUUUCUUUUUGUUCAACAUGGAGCCUAUAAUAUAAAUGCUGCCUGUCACAUUAGUGUGGAUAAGCAUGGAGGUUAUAC
Molecule: messenger RNA, 1679 nt
Organism: Anoplopoma fimbria (sablefish)
Lineage: Eukaryota; Metazoa; Chordata; Actinopteri; Perciformes; Anoplopomatidae
Gene: ift27
Product: intraflagellar transport 27 homolog (Chlamydomonas)
Exons: 7
Coding region: 83-649 (188 amino acids)
Cellular component (GO): Golgi apparatus
Molecular function (GO): GTP binding; GTPase activity
Source: RefSeq, a predicted model, not a curated record